CCAUCUCGAUCUCGUCCUCCCCACACAAGCACUCGCAUCAGCCAAGAAGCUCCCCAGAGCUCGCUGAUUAACCGCACCCCCGUAGCCAUGGUGCACGCCGACGAAACCACCCACAUCCUCCUCGUCCCGUACCCGGCCCAGGGCCACCUCAACCCGAUCCUGCAGUUCGGCAAGCGUCUCGCCGGCCACGGCGGGGUCCGGUGCACCGUCGCGGCGACCCGGUUCGUCGUCGGCUCCACCAAGCCGUCCCCGGGCUCGGUGCACGUCGCCGUCUUCUCCGACGGCUGUGACGUCGGCGGGCCCGCUGAGCUCGGCGGGCACAAGGGCCCCUACUUCCAGCGGCUGGAGGCGGCCGGGUCCGAGGCGCUGGACGAGCUCCUCCGGUCAGAGGCGGCGCGGGGCCGGCCCGUGCGCGUGGUGGUGUACGACACGUUCAUGCCAUGGGUGGUGCCCCUGGCACGGCGGCACGGGGCGGCGUGCGCGGCGGUGCUCACCCAGACGUGCGCCGUGGACAUCGUGUACACGCACGCGCGGGCCGGACGCAUGCCGGUGCCGGUGCGCGAGGGGGGCUCCAGCCUCGAGCUCCCCGGACUGUCGUCCCGGCUCGGCGCCGCCGACGUGCCGACGUUCCUGACCGACACCGACGCGCACCACCCGUCCCUCCGCGACAUGCUCAUGAACCAGUUCGUCGGGCUCGACGCCGUGGAACACGUGUUCGUCAACUCCUUCUUCGACCUGGAGCCUCAGGAAGCGGGGUACCUGGCGUCGACGGUGGGGGCCAGGACGAUCGGGCCGACGGUGCCGUCGGCGUACCUGGACAACCGCCUGCCCGACGACGCGUCCUACGGCUUCCACCUGCACACCCCGAUGACGGCCGUGACCAAGUCUUGGCUCGACGCGCGCCCGCCGGGCUCCGUCGUGUACGCCUCCUUCGGCAGCAUCGUGGCGCCGGGGCCGGACCAGAUGGCCGAGGUCGCCGAGGGCCUCCGCGACAGCGGCAGCCCAUUCCUGUGGGUGGUCAGGGCAACGGAGACCGCCAAGCUGCCCGAGGGCUUCUCGGCGAGGGCGGCGGCGCGCGGGGACCUGAUCGUGCCGUGGUGCCCGCAGCUGGAGGUGCUGGCGCACGGCGCCGUGGGGUGCUUCGUGACGCACUGCGGCUGGAACUCCACCGUGGAGGCGCUGAGCGCCGGCGUGCCGAUGGUGGCCGUGCCGCAGUGGUCGGACCAGCCGACCAACGCCAAGUACAUCGAGGACGUGUGGCGCGUCGGCGUGCGCGCGCGGCCGGACGCCGGCGGGGUGGUGAGGAGGGGGGAGGUGGAGAGGUGCGUGAAGGACGUGAUGUGCGGCAAGGGGUACAGGAGGAGGGCGUCGGAGUGGAGGGAGAAGGCCAAGGCCGCCGUGAGCGAGGGCGGCAGCUCCGACCGCAACAUCGCCGAUUUCCUCUCCAAAUAUCGCGUGGCAAAAUGAUCUCGAGCACUUUUUCAGAAUCAGA
Messenger RNA from Hordeum vulgare subsp. vulgare (domesticated barley), 1492 nucleotides. RefSeq names its product UDP-glucosyltransferase UGT13248-like. Gene Ontology annotation, molecular function: UDP-glycosyltransferase activity. The record is from RefSeq and is a predicted model, not a curated record. Bases 88 to 1467 code for a protein of 459 amino acids. The transcript has 2 exons. NCBI's taxonomy places the organism in Eukaryota, Viridiplantae, Streptophyta, Magnoliopsida, Poales, Poaceae.